Bufo bufo (common toad) is the source of this 1851-nucleotide messenger RNA. RefSeq names its product nitric oxide synthase trafficking (gene NOSTRIN). NCBI's taxonomy places the organism in Eukaryota, Metazoa, Chordata, Amphibia, Anura, Bufonidae. Gene Ontology annotation, biological process: signal transduction. The record is from RefSeq and is a predicted model, not a curated record. The transcript is spliced from 16 exons. Gene Ontology annotation, cellular component: plasma membrane; cytoplasm. Bases 76 to 1704 code for a protein of 542 amino acids. Gene Ontology annotation, molecular function: protein binding.
GCGCCAAGUGACAACUACGUAAUAUCUCCCAGAAUGCAUCACUUCUUCCUCAUCUCACCUUAACUUCUAAGGGCUAUGGAUCAUCUUUUCAAAACCAGAGACCCGUUUGCAGGUUCUGCUUAUGAAAAAGUCUAUCAGGACCUUAAGAACAUCUCUAAAAAUGGAGAACAUUUUUGCAAAACCCUUUUGUCUGUUCUGCAACAGAGGGCUGACCUAGAGCUGAACUACGCCAAAGGACUUGAGAAAGUGUCUAAUAAGCUGACCAAAGCUCUGGAUGGAAUGAACAAGAAUUGUAUUAAUACUGCCUGGGCCUGUGCUUCUGAAGAAAUGAAGACCAAAGCUGAAGUCCACAGAAAACUUGGCACAGCAAUCGUGCAAGAAGCCAUAAAACCAACAAAUCAAGUCCUGGACGAGCACGAGAAGAAGAGGAAAAAGCUAGAUAAUGAAGUGGACAAGACGGCAAGCAUUGUGUUAAGCAACUGGAGAGAACAAAUAAAGAUAAAAAAGAAGCUCACGGAACAUACCAAGAAACACGAAGCCCUUUUUCAUCACGUGGAGAAUGAAAAUGCAAAAGAAUCAGUGACAGAGAAAGACAAGCAGAAGCUUCUGAACAAACUGAAGAAGUCAGCAGCAGUCUUGACGAAAACAGAUGAAAAUUACUACCAAGAGAAUCUCAACGGGCAAUCAGCUAGACUGAAAUGGGAAAGUGUUUUGGAGAAUUGUUAUAAGAGCAUUCAAGACCUUGAAAAGGAAAGAAUACAAAUCCUCUCUCACAUCUUAACCCUGUACAAUCAGCAUGUAUCAAGUUAUGGGCAGACACUCAAUGCUUGUAAGAGCCAAAUUGAUCAGGCAAUUAUAAGCAUUGAUGUUGAGAAGGAUACGGAAACUUUUAUGGCGGAAACAACUAUCUAUACUCAAGAAAACAAGUCAGAGUUUCUACUACUGGAUUAUUACGAAGAAGACGGCUCAGCUAUUAUGGAUCAAAACAGAAAAAUCAAUUCUAUUAAUGAGAAGCUUGCAAGGCUCCAGAGUGACAUGGAGAAAGCAAUAAAAGAUAGAGAAGGGUUGGAAAAAAUGAUGAGAGCCUAUAGAGAAAAUCCAGCAUUUUCUGAUAUGAAAAAUGAGGAGGAAACAGCUGCUCUUCUGGAAGAGACAAACUUGAGAGUUAACUUGCUUGAAGCAAAUCACUUCAAACUCUCCUCGGCCUUGGCACAACUUGAGCAGAAAACUCUUCCAACUCAUCCAUGCAGUGAGAGGAUGACAAAGUGGAGAGAGAAGGGCUGCCAACUCUGCUCCGUGCAGAUAUCUCGGUCAAUAAAUACUAUAAAACUAAGACGCUCUCAGAGUAACAGGAUGUCUACCAGAAGCUAUGGGUCAAGUCUACCACCCAAUGAAUAUAUAGACCCUGACAACAUUGAUCACCCGAGCAAACCGCCACGAAGUUUAACCAAACGAUUUUCUAGGAAUUCCCGCAGCUCAACAAAGGAACAAGUCGGUGAUGGUCAAAAUACAGAAGAAAACAUUGGUGAAUGGCGUGCCCUAUACCCUUAUACAUCACAGAGAAAAGAUGAACUUGACUUGGAAAAAGGUGAUUGUGUCAUUGUCCACCGUAAAGCUGAUGAUGGGUGGUGGUACGGUACCCUUAAUGGGAAGAAAGGUUAUUUCCCCUCUACAUAUGUUGAAGAAAUAAAUUCUUCUACAUAGACCCAGACCAUGAAAUCAGAAAAACACAUUUAUCUAAAAGAUCUGUUUUUGUUGCUCCAUAACUAGAGCAGUAAUUGAUGUAUGGUGUUUACUUCAAGUGGAGCAGAAGAAAGAUAUAAAGGAUGUUUCAAGUUACCUACCCAAAGU